Molecule: messenger RNA, 3028 nt
Organism: Onychostoma macrolepis
Lineage: Eukaryota; Metazoa; Chordata; Actinopteri; Cypriniformes; Cyprinidae
Exons: 1
Coding region: 2261-3028 (255 amino acids)
Source: RefSeq, a predicted model, not a curated record
UUCAUUUCUGAAAAUAAUUACUACUUUACUUGAAUAUGACUUUUAUUUCUUCCCUGGUGUAUAUACACAUGCAUACAUGUUUUACUUUUAUAGUAAUUAUUUGUUAUUAAAAAGCAGAAAUAUUAUUAUUUUUACUAUUAUUAUCUCAUAAGGAUAGGCUACAUUGGCUUGUGUGAGUCUUCUGUCUCUCGCUCGCUCUACCACACACGCUGAGAGAGAGAGAGAGAGAGAGAGAGCGCGUUCAGUGUGCGUCAGUGUCGCGUGCUCUCACUCAGACAAAUCUGUGGGACAACACUGCUCAAGUUAAAUGUAAAAAUAUUAAUUGUAAAUGGCUACAUUUUUUUUUAAACUAACGUUACCUUGACCGACAUGAAUGUGAAACGAAAGGAGGUUUUCUCAAUUCUAGCAGAUCUGCGCAAAUGACGUCACACAGAACGGCAUUAACGGUAAUUAACGGUGCUGAAGAGCGGGCCGUACAAAAUAAAGACGGAACGGCUCGUUUGAAUAGUGAACAGUAGGCUUAUGGUACAUUUAAAUGACAGGCCGUCGAUUUUAUACUUGUGUACACAAAAAAUACUUUACCUCGUGAAAGCUCUCCCGUCAGGCGACGUCCACUCAGAGUCCGGCUGUGCGCGUCACGUGACGACUGCAGCUUAUAUAACCUCCGGUUCUUUCGCGGGCUUUGCACGUGAGGUGUCAAAUAGUUAAAGUUACAUUUAUAUGUAUUGAUUGAUUUUUUUUUUUUUUUUUGCCAGGAAAAAUAUAACAUGAGGUAAUGAUUGUAGCCUACAUCUUAGAUUAUUUAAAAAAAAAUAAAAAAUAAAAAAUGAAAUAAAUUACACACGUUUGUUUUUGUGAAAAGUGGGGACAUCCCAUAGGCGUAAUGGUUUUUAUACUGUACAAACUGUAUGUGCUAUUGUCCUACACCAACCCUACACCUAAACCUACCCCUUACAGGAAACUUUCUGCUAUUUCAGAUUUUCAAUACACUCCACUCUGUGUGAUUUAUAAGCGUUUUGAAAAGUGGGGACAUGUCCUGAAAAGUCACCUUCUCCUUGUAAUACCUGUCAUACCCUUGUCAUUAUACACAUCUAUGUCCUGAUUUGUCACAAAAAUGCAGUAGCCCUUCACUGCAGAACAAAGGCGCAUUCUGUAACACGGAGUCAGAGGCAAUCGGAUCCAUUUGCAGUGUUUAUUUAAGAUCAGUAUAACUGUGCGUUCACACCAGACGCAACUUGCGCGAAUAAAUCGCGCUAUUCGCGCGUAGUUGGACGCUUGAACAUUUUGAGUUUACUCGCUUCAUUCGCGCGUGAAAUUCGCUUCAUUCGCGCGUGAAAUUCGCUUCACAACAGACGCGAAUUCGCGUCAUGGGAGGGGCUUCUGCCAGGCGGCUCCAGUCUCGUUGAAAAAUGGCAGACAUGGAUUUUAUUGAGAGGGUAGCUGCGCUUUAUGUGUUAUGGAAGGCUGAAAAACGGCGUAGACUCGUUCGGCGCCGUGUCUGGGUCCAUCAGAUCCUUCAGAGGCGCACCCAGCUUGGUGAGUUUCACCAACUCCUCCAGGAGCUGCGCCUGGAUGACGGCCGCUUUCAGCGGUACUUCCGACUGAGCCGGUCCCAGUUUGAUGACCUGUUGUCCCGUGUCGGUGGGAGGAUUUCCUGCCAGGACACCAACUACAGGCACUCUAUUCCACCUGCAGAGCGCCUGUCCAUCUGUCUCCGGUCAGUAAACUCUUUAAUAUUCUGUGUGAUUACAAGUAAUUAAUGAGUGAGAACCUCCACAGACAUAUAGUCUUCACUUUUCUGAACACACAGUUAUCAAUACAGCACUUUAAUGAAAUGGCAAUUAACUUUAGUCUACUACAGUCAAAGUGGGUUUUGAAUUGUGCAGGUAACUGCUAUAUUAUAAUAUUGAAUAAUAGUCUGUUUUUGCAAUGUAGCAAGCAAAUCAGAGCAAAUGCUAAAUAAAGGUGAAGUAUUAAGGGCAUUUUAUCAAGCUUGUUGUUGUUUAACUGUAAAAAACUAAAGAGAAAUGAAGAUGUCACAAACACCAGUAUUAUAAAUUUCUAUUUGCUAAUAUGGAAUUGCAGUCUGCAUUUAUAACAAUGUUUAUUUUAUUUUUUAUUUUCUCUCUCUUUCAGAUAUCUUGCCACUGGAGACUCCUUCCGGACCAUCGCCAGCAGCUUCCGUGUUGGUGUCUCCACAGUCUGCAAGGUUGUCCCAGACGUGGUGACCGCAAUCUGGGACUGCUUAGUGGAGGAGUUCAUGGCUGUGCCCUCCACAGAUGAAUGGAGGUCCAUUGCAGAGGGUUUUGAGAAGAGGUGGAACUUCCCGCUCUGCUGUGGAGCACUGGACGGCAAGCACGUCCUGAUAAAGGCACCCCCCAACACCGGAUCCCAGUUCCACAACUACAAGGGAACUUUUUCCUUAGUUCUCCUUGCUGUUGUGGAUGCAAGAUAUUGCUUCCGGGUGGUUGAUGUCGGGGGAUAUGGGCGGACGAGCGAUGGUGGGACUCUGGCCAAUUCAGCCUUUGGCCAGGCACUCCGUGGUGGCACCCUCCAUCUGCCACCUGACCGUCCUCUCCCAGGAGCUGACCACAGAGGACCCCAGCCCCAUGUCUUUGUGGCAGAUGAGGCCUUUCCCCUCAGGAAAAACCUCAUGAGGCCAUUCCCUGGGCGCAUCCUUCCACGAGAGAGACGAGUCUUUAAUUACCGUCUCUCCAGAGCCCGGCUGGUGGUGGAGAACGCCUUCGGGAUCCUGUCCUCACAGUGGAGGAUGUAUCACUGCCUCAUAGAGGUUCAGCCUGAUGUUGUGGAGAGGUGUGUGAAGGCAACAUGUGUCCUCCACAACUUCAUGAGGAGAUCUGCAGAGGCACCUGCUGUGAGGGGGGCGGUACAAGGUGCAGAGGACUCGCUGCAGAGUCUCGGUCGGGUUGCAGCCAAUAAUUCUGCCAGAGAGGCCAUCCGGGUCAGGGACAGCUUCAUGGCUCACUUUUCAGCCGAGGGAGCACUCACGUGGCAACCGACCGAAUAG